Paramecium pentaurelia is the source of this 303-nucleotide messenger RNA. The record is from the annotation of a GenBank genome assembly. Lineage: Eukaryota; Ciliophora; Oligohymenophorea; Peniculida; Parameciidae.
AUGAAUGACUAUUAUUCAAUGACUAUUAUAGUUUGUUCCAUAUGUAAAGAACCUUCAAACUCUUGUUGUAGGGAAUGUACCAUAAAAGGAAUAGUAUUAUUGGCAUUAUCAAUAGUAUGUAUCAUUUCUUUGAUAUUUUGGAUACUCAAUACUUGGAAAACCUAAUUAUCUCUAUAUAUUCUGGCCAUCGUUUUCUUUGUUGCUAUGAUAAGGUAUCUAAUUGGAGCUACUUUGAAAAUUGAAAAAUAAAGAGAAAGAGAAUAUACCAAAAAAGGCUAUAAUAUUGAAUUCGAAAAAUAAUGA